AUGUCAUUAAUGGAGGUAUCUCCCGAAAGAGGUGAAAAGGGUAUACAGAACGGUAUGGAUAAUGCUCUAUUUUCUCAACCUCAGGCGGAAGGGUCUAAAGAGGUGCAACAGAUGGCAGGUACAGUAAUGUGCUCGUUAAAUAAACAAUCUCAUUCACCUACAUCAUCUUCUUUCUUUAUGGAUCAUCUGUAUGAGCUAAGAGGCAGACAAAAUUACACCGUGGAUGACGAAAGUGGACUCAGGAGGGAUAAAGAACCACCAGACAGGGGCUUUUACUCUGAUCAAGAAAGCUCAAAAAAUUGGGCUGAUUCAAGUGAAGAUGCCACUGUAAAUGAAGAUCAAGGAAUUAUCUUGCUAAACCAAACAACAGUGAACUACUCCGACUGCAGUACUGGGCAUAGUCCCAGAGCUGGGGAUCAUGACUCAUUUUGUUUCUACAACUGGUUUUAUCAGAUUUUAUCUUUGGUAAACAUUGAAGGCUUUCCACGGUUCUGCUCAGAGGGUUUUCAGUUGGAUUUCCAGCUGGUCUCAACGGGUUUCCAGCUGGUUUUCCAUGAUUUCUUUGUGGUUCUCUGCUGCUUUCUUGUCGCUGCUGCUGGCCGCCUUUGGUCUCUUUUUCUUCAGCUGGUUUUGCUGAUUUUCUCAUGGUCUCUCAGUGGUUCUUUCAUCUGCUUGACGCUGGCUAUUGGUCUGCUGCUAUGGGUUUCUCUGUUGCUGCUUCCUUCGGCAGUCAGCUGGGGAUUUGUUCUCAGCGGGCUCUCAGUUGCUGUGUUGGUUCUGGGCUUAUGUUCAUUCCUCAUGGUUUUCAUCAUCUCGCAGUUGCUGUCUCUUGGGUUUCCAGCUUUCCUCCAGCUGAAUUUUCUGGAUCUUCAGCUGGACUCUCAGCUGGCUUUUGCUGGCCUUCAUGUCCCAUUUUAUGUCCUUUUCUUUUUUGAUGGUUUAUGCCACAUUGGCUUCCUUGUUUUUGUUAAAGCCCGGCUUCCUUGCUUCUUGUAA
Molecule: messenger RNA, 996 nt
Organism: Ilex paraguariensis (yerba mate)
Lineage: Eukaryota; Viridiplantae; Streptophyta; Magnoliopsida; Aquifoliales; Aquifoliaceae
Source: the annotation of a GenBank genome assembly